AUUAACUCAUUAGUCGAUAGUUGUGCAUCUCUAUCAUAAUUAUCGCACACCCCUAGCGCUUUAUACUGGUUGCUUUUUGUUGGUUGUUGUUUUUGUUGGAUGGAAAAUACAAUUAAAAAUUGAUUUCAUUAUUUAAAUAUUCAAAGUAUCAAGACAACAACAACGCGGCGGGUGGCGGCGGCAAAAAAUACCGAAGAAGCACAAAAAAGAAAAAAAUUUGCAAGGUGUUUGUGUGUGCGUGCGUGCAUGUGUGUGUGUGACAACGACGAGCGACGACUUUGCUGCUUCUGCUGCUGCUCUGCUUCUGCUUGUGGUGCGUGCGCGCUGUCGCAGGGGACCAACUCACACACUCGCACACAUCAGCAAUUGCAAUAGUAUUAGUGUAUCCUUUGGCAUUUCUGCGAGCUUGGUUGGACGUGCGAGAGAAAAAUCGCUUUUACCAACAAAUAAUAAACAAGUGCAUUUGAAGUUGAAUUGCGAAAAGCAAAAGCAAAAAGCACACUGAACAUAAUGGAGAAGAGAAUAGAAUUGGAAAGACGUGCACGGAAAACAAGCCAGAUCACAGAGCUGAAUCUGGACAAUUGCCGGAGUACAAGCAUUGUUGGCCUUACAGAUGAAUAUACCGCCUUGGAAUCAUUAAGUUUGAUCAAUGUGGGCCUUACAACACUCAAAGGUUUCCCCAAGUUGCCCAAUCUAAAGAAAUUGGAAUUGUCCGAUAAUAGAAUUUCGAAUGGCCUCAACUAUCUGACGACCAGCCCAAAAUUACAAUACUUGAAUUUGUCUGGUAAUAAAAUCAAGGAUCUGGAAACGUUGAAGCCAUUGGUGGAAUUCAAAAAUUUGGCUGUCUUGGAUCUAUUUAAUAAUGAUGCCACCCAAGUGGAUAAUUAUCGUGACAAAAUCUUCAAGAUGUUGCCGUCUUUAAACUUUCUAGACGGUUUUGAUGCCAAUGAUGUGGAAGUGCAGUCGGAUGGAGAUGAUGAUGAGGAGGUCAAUGGCAAUGACUCCGAAGAGGAAGAUGAGCGCAGUGCGUUCUGUUUAAAUGGUUUAGAGAUCGAUUUAGACGAGCUCGAGGCAUUGGAGCAGCGUGUUAAGGCCAAAAAAUGUUUGCAGAAUGCGCCAGACGAUGCCAGUACCAAGAAUGCAGAUGACAAUAAUGAAGUUGACGAUUUAGAUGAAUAUUUAAAAGAAUUGCAGCUAAGAGAAUCGUCUGAAGGCCAAAAUGUGAUAAAGGCAAACCAUGAAUCGAUACAGACCAAUAGCAACAGCAAUGCAACAAAUCCAAGCACAAAUUUUGCAAUCUUACUCUAUUGGUUCUUAGCAAUAUUAAAUCUGGCAAAUGCCACCUAUUUUUCUGGCGAUGAUGAUGACGAGGAUGGCGACAGCGAUGACAGCGACGAAGAAGAUAAUGGCGAUGUAUCAUUAUCGGAGGUCUAUAAUGAUGAUUUAGAGGAGGACAAUUCCGAUUGGGAGGAAGGCGAGGGCGGCGAUGACGAUGAGGAUGAGGAUUCUGAUAUUGAUGAAGCCGAUGGUGAGGCAAAUGAAUCGGCUGCAUCGGUCAAUGCCAAUGCCAAUGAUAAGGAGGGUGAUAAGCCAGAAGAGUCGCAAGCCAGGGGCAAGAAGAGAAAGCAUGAUGGUUAAACACCAUGGAGAAAUACAAGUGUAUCGUCUUUGUACGUUAUAAAUUUAAAAAUACACCCACACAAACAAACACACACAUACACACACAGCAACAAGUACACACAUCAUAUUUUGAUAAAAACAAACAAAAACAGAAAAAAACAAAAAAGUAAGAAUAACAAAAACAAAAAACAAAGUAAAGUAAAGUACAGAUAAAAGAAGGGUCCCAUUAGAAAAACCAACAUUUGUUUCGUUACAUUUUAAGCUUAAAUAUUCUAAACAAACAAACACACACAAACAACAAAUGUAAUAAUCAAAUGAAAUACAACAAAAAAUAAUAACUUUAAGUCAUUACUAAAAACUCACACAGACAUACACACACAACUAUAACAAUCGAAUCCAAAAUUUGUCAGUUUUAAAAAACAAAACCACUCACACACACACACACAAGAUAGAGAGUUCCAGUUUAAAUAUUUCCGUAAUUAGAUUUGAAUUCUGAACACCAUUGUAAAAUUGCUUAGCACUAAGUUAACAGAAGUUUUUUGAUCAAUUAUACGAUUACAAUGACACGAUUUUUUUCAUGUUAAAUCAUACAAACAAAAUUUUUGCUUACUUACUUGCGCCUCAAAUAUUACAAUAUUCAUUUUGAUUAUACUUCUACUAUGAUUUUUUUUUUAGUUGCUGCUUAUCCGGUUUCGUGUUAUAAACCAAAUUUCAACAACAUAUUUACUGCUAAGAAGGAUUUUUAACUAACUCUUAAGUCAUUCCUUUUUGAAUAUACAUUAAAUACACAUAAAUUAGUUAAGCGCGCUUAUAAUUUAUACUUCCUUAUAAUGUGAAAAAAAAAAAACAAACAAACAAGACAACUAUUCAUUGUUAACCAUCCAUUCUCUACACACAUCUUUGAGCUAAAUUUGUUUACUUUUAAGUACAAUACGUAAACUAUAUUAUCAUACAGAUUGUUUCCAGUUCUUCAAAGGCAGUAGCAUGUUUUAAUUAUCGCAAGUAAAAUGCAAUACAAAAGUUUGA
Molecule: messenger RNA, 2646 nt
Organism: Drosophila innubila
Lineage: Eukaryota; Metazoa; Arthropoda; Insecta; Diptera; Drosophilidae
Gene: Mapmodulin
Product: acidic leucine-rich nuclear phosphoprotein 32 family member A
Exons: 8
Coding region: 511-1638 (375 amino acids)
Cellular component (GO): nucleus
Molecular function (GO): histone binding
Source: RefSeq, a predicted model, not a curated record